AUUUUAAAACGGCAGUUAUUCUUGUUAUUAUGCGCGAAGUUGCGUUGGAAGUGUCAUCCAGUGUUUUAUAAACCAGUGUUUUUAACGGUUUUUGAUAGUUUUUUUUGCGAGAAUAUGUAAUUCUUUUGUUUAGGUAAAGUAUAACGAAAAGUGGAGUCAAGAUGGACUCACCAAAUGGACAAGAUGGGUUUUUGCUGUUUUUUAAGAAAACCGGCGAGACAGGAGCCGAAUAUCCUCUAUCUAAAGGAGAAACAACUAUUGGUGCAGAUGAUGAUGCCGAUGUAAGAAUAAAAAUUCUUGAUACCAGGAUAGAAAUAAUUCAUUGUACCAUAGAUGUCAAUGAAGAUGGAAGGGCUACAAUUACAAACCUUUCAGAGUCCAAUCCCAUAAAAGUUAAUAAUAAUCUUGUAAGAAACACCAGAAAACUAUCUCACAAUGAUAUGAUUCAAGUUGUAACCAAGAAAUUCCAGUACAAAAAGAGCCUUAUCGAAAAUAAGGAUACUAAAACAAAUAGAAAGUCACUAACUCCUUUCAAGAAAAGUACAAAGAAAUCUCCGACAUUCAAGACCAAGGCAGUGACUCCAAGAUUUCAAGCAGUCAGCAGCAGUUCCUCCAAGUUGUUUCCAGUUGCCUUACCUUUUAGAGCAAAAAGUCGUCUUUCAUUACAUACACCUACUAAUACAAGUAACAAGCAUGUUACUAAUUCAAAAAUGGAAUCUUUAAUACCGCAGCUGAAAAUUACUCCAUGGAAAAAUACCUUAAGAAAAUCAAGUGUAAAGGAAAUUCAGCCUAAAAAAUCCAUUGGAAAUAGGGCAUCGUCAUUAUCAAAGAAAUCUCUAACUCGAAGGAGUCGAAAUAAAUUAGCUUCUGACGAAUCAGAAAAAUUACGAAUGUCUUCAUGUUCUUCUUAUUCUCCGCUGAAUAGAUCCCUUUCAAGAGAAAUCAGUAGUGAAGAUGAAAAUAUUUUCGUGAGUGUUCCUAAGGAGAAAACCCCAAUUCAAAGAAGAAGCAUUAAGAGUAAAUCAGAAACAAAAGUUUUACCGACAAACACAAGAAAAAGUUCAACCUACUCUACAAAUAAACAUUCCUCCACGACGAAAAAAUAUUCUUCAUCUGCUAAAACAAUGAAAGAUUUGUCGGGCCUACAAAAUGCUUCACCUAUAAAAGUAAUAUCUGCUAGAAAAAGUUUACAGAAUAACACCACUGUUGUAAGUCCCAGGGCAAGAAAAUCUUUAAAAUUUAAUAAGUCAGAACAAGUUACAUUUGAAUUUUCUGGCUUGGAAGAAGAAAUAUUUGCUAGAUCUGAAUUAUCAUUACAGUUAGACUCAACAGAUACUGAUGAUAGUAUUUCUGACAUAAAAAAUGUAUCAGCAAGAAAAAGUAGUAAGAAUCGUUCAAGAAAAUCAUUGAAUAUUAGCCAACCUAAAAGUGAGAUUAAUACUUCUGCUAUGGAAAAAUAUCCAUCUCCAAAAGUUUCUUCUCCAGUAAAAAGUAUUCGCACUCCUGUUGGCAGAAAUUCAAUUAAAAGCAAUAAAUCCUCUACAGAUUGUAGUAUGUCACCUUUGCGAGUAUCUUCCCCCACAAAAAGUGCUCGGAUAAAUCAAUCUAAGAUUGACGAUUUCAACAAUUCAGAUUUUGAAAUUAAUUUCUCUCCGACAAGAGUUUCUUCUACAAGGAAGAGUACAGUUCGCAAAUCUGCUGCAAUGGAUCAGUUUUCCACAAUUAAUCAAUCAGGGGAUGAAUCUCUGGAAACCACUAAAUUUAAAGAAAUUGUACCUCUUGAAAUUUCUUCAAUUUCUAAAAAAUCCACUAAAGGUAAUAAAUCUAUGAAAGAGCUCUCCAAAAGAUCUGGAUAUAUUAGUGAGUUUUUGAACACAUCUUCCACUCCCUCUAAAACUGCAGAUGUAUCUCCAUCAAAACCUUCCAUGAAUAAGAGUCUUCAGAGCAAUGUUUCAAGAUCUGCAAAAAUGAAUGUGUCACAAGAUCAAGUAGACAUGCUUUCUCCAACAAGAGUGCCUACAAGGAAAAGCAUCAAAACCCCAAAAUCUACAAAAGACGGCAAUCAGUCAUUAGAAGAGGAUCUUAAUAUUUCUAGAGUUUCAUCUGUAGGGAGCCUCAAAAUAAGUCCUAGAAAGUCAAUCAGAGAUAUUAAAACACCUAAUUCUGCACAAACCAAUAAAUCAAUAAAAAUGGACCUUGAUACUUAUGAAAUUAACAAUGUAUUCUCUAGAAUUUCACCAAGGAAAAGUUUAAAAUCUCAUAUCUCUAGACAGUCUACAAAGAUCAGCCAGGAAGAAAAUACACCUCUCGAGAAUCCCGAAGUUGGAGAAAAUUUUACAAAAACAAGACUUUCUUCUCCCCGCAAAAGUAUUAAAUCCCCUAAAGUUGUGAGAAACAACCAAUCAACUGACGAUGAUCUUGAUAUUUCUGAGAUUGAAAAUGCAUCGCCUACAAGAGUGUCUUCACAACGAAAAACUGCAACACCUGCUGCUCGAAACUCAUCGAAAAUUAAUCACUCUUUAGUAGAUAAAUUUAUGACAAGUACAGACAUUGAUGAAAGUGUGUCUCCUGCAAGAGUUAUUCCCUCAAGAAAAAGUCUGAAAACUCCAAAUAAUAGAGUUUCAUCAGCAUCUAGAAAAACAGAAUCAUCUCUAAGUGCAUCUCUUAGCAGUUCUGAAAUUGAUGACAAUUUAUCUCCUGUAAGACCUUCUUCUGCAAGAAAAAGUUUAAAGUCUAGUUCUUUAAAUCGGGAUCAAACUCUUGUUAGUUCUGACGUCGAGGAAUACAGUUCUCCCGCAAGGAACUCUCUUAGAAAGGGUACCAAAACUCCUAGUUCCACCAAAGUCAACCAAUCAACAAAGAAACAUAACAGUUCUGAAAGUACCAGUAUUUCUCCUACAAGAGUUUCAUUAACCGACAAACAUUCUAUUCUUAGUUCCAGAAGAUCUAGAAAAACAGAAUCUUUGAAUAUGUCCGUUAGCAGUUCUGAAGUUGAUGACAAUGCAUCUCUUGUAAGACCUUCUUCCGCGAGAAAAAGUUUAAAAUCUAGUUCUCUAAACCGGAAUAAAUCUCUUAGUAGUUCUGACGUCGAGGAAUAUAGUUCCCCCGUCAGAAACUCUCUCAGAAGAAAGAGUACCAAAACUCCUAGUUCCACCAAAGCUAACCAGUCGACACAUGAGCCUCUUAACAGUUCUGUAAAUACCAGUAUUUCUUCCACAAGAGCUUCACUUAAAGAGAAACAUUCUAUUUCUGGGUCUCGAAGAUCGGAAAAAGCAGGACAGUCUCUUAAUGUAUCUCUUAGUAGUUCUGAAGUUGAAGAUAAUUUGUCACCUGUAAAAUCUUCUUCCCCGAGAAAAAGUUUAAAAUCGAGGUCUUUAAAUCGAGACAAAUCUCUUGGUAGUUCUGACGUCGAGGAAUAUAUUUCUCCCGCAAGAAACUCUCUCAGAAAGAGUACCAAAACUCCUAGUUCCAUCAAAGCCAACCAGUCAACACAGGAACCUCUUAACAGUUCUGUAAAUGCCAGUAUUUCUUCCACAAGAGCUUCACUUAAAGAGAAACAUUCUAUUUCUGGGUCUCGAAGAUCUGAAAAAACAGGACAGUCUCUAAAUGUAUCUCUUAGUAAUUCUGAAGUUGAAGAUAAUUUGUCACCUGUAAAAUCUUCUUCCACGAGGAAAAGUUUAAAAUCGAGGUCUCUAAAUCAGGAUAAAUCUCUUGGUAGUUCUGAUGUUGAGGAAUAUAGAUCCCCUUCAAGAAACUCUCUCAGAAAGAGUACCAAAACUCCUAGUUCCACCAAAGCUAACCAGUCGACACAUGAGCCUCUCAACAGUUCUGUAAAUACCAGUAUUUCUUCCACAAGAGCUUCACUUAAAGAGAAACAUUCUAUUUCUGGAUCUCGAAGAUCUGAAAAAGCAGGACAGUCUCUUAAUGUAUCUCUUAGUAGUUCUGAAGUUGAAGAUAAUUUGUCUUCUGUAAAACCUCCUUCCGCGAGAAAAAGUUUAAAAUCAAGGUCCCUAAAUCGGGAUAAAUCUCUUGGUAGUUCUGAUGUCGAAGAAUAUAGUUCUCCUGCCAGAAACCCUCUCAGAAAGAGUUCCAAAACUCCUAGUUCCAUCAAAGCCAACCAGUCAACACAGGAACCUCUUAACAGUUCUGUAAAUGCCAGUAUUUCUUCCACAAGAGCUUCACUUAAAGAGAAACAUUCUAUUUCUAGGUCUCGAAGAUCUGAAAAAACAGGACAGUCUCUAAAUGUAUCUCUUAGUAAUUCUGAAGUUGAAGAUAAUUUGUCACCUGUAAAAUCUUCUUCCACGAGGAAAAGUUUAAAAUCGAGGUCUCUAAAUCGGGAUAAAUCUCUUGGUAGUUCUGAUGUUGAGGAAUAUAGAUCCCCUUCAAGAAACUCUCUCAGAAAGAGUACCAAAACUCCUAGUUCCACCAAAGCCAACCAGUCAUUACAGGAGCCUCUUAACAGUUCUGUAAAUACCAGCAUUUCUUCCACAAGAGCUUCACUUAAAAAGAAACAUUCUAUUUCUGGGUUUGGAAGAUCUGAAAAAGCAGGACAGUCUCUUAAUGUAUCUCUUAGUAGUUCUGAAGUUGAAGAUAAUUUGUCUCCUGUAAAUCCUUCUUCCGCGAGAAAAAGUUUAAAAUCAAGGUCUCUAAAUCGGGAUAAAUCUCUUGGUAGUUCUGAUGUCGAAGAAUAUAGUUCUCCUGCCAGAAACCCUCUCAGAAAGAGUUCCAAAACUCCUAGUUCCAUCAAAGCCAACCAGUCAACACAGGAACCUCUUAACAGUUCUGUAAAUGCCAGUAUUUCUUCCACAAGAGCUUCACUUAAAGAGAAACAUUCUAUUUCUGGGUCUCGAAGAUCUGAAAAAACAGGACAGUCUCUAAAUAUAUCUCUUAGUAAUUCUGAAGUUGAAGAUAAUUUGUCACCUGUAAAAUCUUCUUCCCUGAGAAAAAGUUUAAAAUCGAGGUCUUUAAAUCGAGACAAAUCUCUUGGUAGUUCUGACGUCGAGGAAAAUAUUUCUCCCGCAAGAAACUCUCUCAGAAAGAGUACCAAAACUCCUAGUUUCACCAAAGCCAACCAGUCGACACAUGAACCUGUGAACAGUUCUGUAAAUACCAGUAUUUCUUCCACAAGAACUUCUCUUAAAGAGAAACAUUCUAUUUCUGGGUCUCGAAGAUCUGAAAAACCAAGACAGUCUCUAAAUGUAUCCCUUACUAGUUCUGAAGUUGAAGAUAAUUUGUCUCCUGUAAGACCUUCUUCCACAAGGAAAAGUUCAACAUCAAGGUCGUUAAAUCGAGAUAAAUCUCUUGGUAGUUCUGACGUCGAGGAAUAUAUUUCUCCCGCAAGAAACUCUCUGAGAAAGAGUACCACAACUCCUAGUUUCACCAAAGCCAACCAGUCAACAAAGGAGCCUCUGAACAGUUCUGUAAAUACCGGUAUUUUUUCCACAAGAACUUCUCUUAAAGAGAAACAUUCUAUUUCUGGGUCUCGAAGAUCUGAAAAAGCAGGACAGUCUCUAAAUGUAUCCCUUACUAGUUCUGACGUUGAAGAUAAUGUGUCUCCUGUAAGACCUUCUUCCACAAGGAAAAAUUCAACAUCGAGGUCUUUAAAUCGAGAUAAAUCUGUUGGUAGUUCUGAUGUCGAGGAAUAUAUUUCUCCCGCAAGAAACUCUCCCAGAAAGAGUACCAAAACUCCUAGUUCCACCAAAGCCAACAAGUCAACACAGGAGCCUCUGAACAGUUCUGUAAAUACCAGUAUUUCUUCCACAAGAGCUUCACUUACAGAGAAACUUUCUAUUUCUGGGUCUCGAAGAUCUAGAAAAACAGGACAUGCUCUAAAUGAAUCGCUCAGUAGUUCUGAAGUUGAAGAUAAUUUGUCUCCGCUUAAAUCUUCUUCCGCGAGAAAGAGUUUAAAAUCAAGGUCUUUAAAUCAAGAUGAAUCUCUCGGUAAUUCUGACAUCGGGGAAUAUGAUUCUCCCACAAGAAAUACUUCCCGAAAGAGUAUCAAAACUCCUAGUUCCACCAAAGUCAACCAGUCAACAAGUACCAGUGUUUCUCCUAGGAGAUCUAGAAAAACAAAUCAGUCUUUAAAUUUAUCUCUUAGUAGUUCUGAAGUUGAUGACAAUGUGUCUCCUGUAAGAGUUUCUUCCUCAAGAAAGAGUAUCAAAACUCCGAGCUCUGUGAAAAAUAAAUCGGGAAUAAAAAGUAUGAGAUCUGAUAUUGAAGCAAAUUUAUCAAGGUCAGCAAAAAGAAGCAAAUCUAUGAAUCAAUCUGUGGAUUCUCUUGAUACAUCGAUUUCCUCAAUAAGUUCUGUUACGAUGUCAGAAUCAGAAGAAUUAAACAAUGCAAGAUUUUCCUCAACACGGAAAAGUGCAUCUAAAAGUCAAAGAUCUGUGAGUUUCCAGCCUGAAUCAGAUCUUGGUACAAGCUUUACCUCACUUGACAUUUCGAAUAUAGAAUAUAAUCAAAGUUCAGUUGAAGCAUACUCUGUAUCUCCUUUAAAAUCCACACGAAAACCAAUAACUCCAAGAUCAGCAGUAAAAUUAGACCACAUUUAUUCAAGGCGCACUAAGUCGAUAAGCAAUAUUAGUAUUUCAACAGAAGACAAUGAUUUAAAUAUCAGUUCACUAUCAUCUAUACUUAAUAACAGUCAAUCUCGAAAGUCAUCAAGAGCUAGAAAAUCAACCGUGGAAAAUGAUUUUGACUACAGUUCAAGUUCAAGAAAACGCAGAGAUAGCGAAACAGGUUCUGGUGUAUAUUCUCUUUGCUCUACAAUUCCUGCGGAAGCUUUGGAUGUAUCAGUAACAACGAGCCGUAUGUCUUCUAAUAUUGCAGACGAAAGUACGUUGGAAAAUGUAUCAUACUCUUUAGAUACCAGCAUAAUAUCGUCUAGACGAUCCAGGACAACUGAGGCUAGCGUUGUUGACUUGACAACUCCUAGCCCCAAACGAAGCAGAAAAAGUUCAGUUCAAUACCAACCCAUAACAGAAGACAUAACACCGGUAACUCCAGUGGCUAAUACAAAAGAUGAAGCUGGUUUCAAAACUCCCCAGAACACCCCACAUGUAUUUGAAAAUAUCAGAAAAUCUGUUUUGAAAUCCCGAAGUAGACAUGAGGCAGUGUCCCGAAGAGUGUCUGCUGGAAAUGAUUCUAUCAGAAAAAAUGUGUUGAAUGCGGGCGAGGGUGUUAAAAGACCUAGAGAAUCCACUGGUAGUGUCAGAUCUAAUAAACGAAUGAAAUUAAGCACAAAUGAAGCUAACAGUUCCAUUGAUUCUUCAUUUUCAUCAUUUGACUCUGAAGUAUUUGAGGCAGAUACUCCAAAACACGCGGCCAAGAAUAUCUCAGUACAUCAACCUGAUUUCUCAUCAAGAUUUUCUUCUGAUCCUCAACAAAAAAAAUCUGCAGUUGUCAGGAGAUCUUUGCAGAUCGUAACUAAUGUUGAAAACAGUAAACCCGUUUCAACCCCUCCAGUAUCUAAGAAAAUUAGUCAAAAAGGAUCCAAAAACGACCUUAGCGACGUAGAAGGUGUAAAAACACUCAUGAAAACACCAAAAACACAUAAAGAACCUGAAAAUGAUUUAUCCAACGUUUCAGGUGUGAAAAAUCUUCUGAAAACACCUAAAAUUCAUAAGGAGCCUAAGAAUGAUUUGACCAAUGUCGCAGGUGUGAAAAAACUUCUAAAAACUCCGAAAGUACAGAAAGAACCUAAAAAUGAUUUGAGCAAUAUUGCUGGCGUGAAGAAACUUUUGAAAACGCCUAAACCUCAGAACGAGCCCAAGAAUGAUUUGACUAAUGUUGCAGGUGUUAAGAAACUUCUAAACACUCCCAAGGUACAGAAAGAACCUAAAAAUGAUUUGAGCAAUGUUGCUGGUAUGAAGAAAAUUUUGAAAACACCCAAACCCCAAAAUGAACCCAACAAUGAUCUGCGAAACGUUUCAGGUGUUAAGAAACUUUUAAAAACGCCCAAGGUACAAAAAGAACCUGAAAAUAAUUUGAUAAAUAUACCUAGUUUCAAAAAGUUGUUCUCACCAACGAAAGAAGCAAAAUCACCCAAAAACGAUUUGACAUCGGUUCCCAAUUUAAGAAGAAUAAUGUCACCGAAGCAACAAAAUACACCGAAAAAUGAUUUGACAGAUGUAAGAGGUUUAAAGAAGUUGAUGAAGACCCCUAAAGAAACAAAAGAACCUUUAAAUGACUUGACUGAUGUUCGUGGAUUAAAAAAAUUAAUGAGGACACCAAGAACUCAAAAAGGACCUCUAAAUGAUCUUAGCGAUUUGGAAGGAGUAGCAAACAUUUUCAGUACUUCAGUACAUCAUAGAUUGAGUAACACCAGUGAUAUUGAAAAUAAUGAAGAUCUUUUCAAUAAACUAUUUGAUAAAAAACCUCUGAAGACCUAUAGAUCCAAAAGUACAUCUCCUAAUAAGAGCCUAGAUGCUUUUGGUGCUGUUAGAAAAACUAUUGGAGAUCAACCUGUAGUUAGUCCCAGAGUUGUUGAUUGGAUUGAUGAACAAAAAGUUUUAAAGGAGAGGCAAACUGAAAUUUCUAAACCUCAAUCAGUUAAAAAAGGAAGGAAGAAAACCAGAGUAGAUGAAUUAAAAGACGAAGUGGUACCUAAAAAGCUUAAAACUAGAACUAAAAGUCAAACUUCUGAUGGUGUACAAGUUCCUACAAUAUCUUCAACCAGAACAAAAGUCUCCUCAGAAUCUGAGAAGGACCACCUAUCUGAAGUAUCGACAGAAGAACUAGAUACUUACACUUCCACGGAAGUAAAAAGCACAAGGAGAAACAGGCAACGUAAUGAAAAUAAAACUAUUGAACCACAAAAGACUGAAGUAAUAGAAUCUCCCCAAAGCAGAACUAGAGGAAGAAAAGGAAAGCAAAUAGUUGUGGAAACAGAUGAGAAAUUUGAAGGACUAGAUUCUUUAGAGGAAAAAAAUAAAAUAGAUGUAGAUUCCCCGAAACCUAGAAGAGGAAGAAGAAAUAUCACUAAAGUUGAUGAUGAACCAGCUGUAGAAUCUCCUCAAACUUCAACUAGAAGUAGAAGAAGAGUAGCAACACAGGUUGAUGUACAUGACGAAAAACCAGCUAAACGAACAAGGAAUGCCAAAAACGAUGAACCUAAAACAAUUUCCUUAGAUUCACCAUUAAAGAGUGUUGCCACAGAUACAUCUACAGAAUCACCUAAAAUUACCACGAAAGGACGACGAAAAGCUACAACAAAAGAUAAUGAACCUGAAGAGGAAGAACAUGAAACACCCGCAGAUUCACCUAAAGUCACUGCCAGGGGUAGGAGAAAUAAAAAAGUUGAAAGUAUUGCAACAGAUUCCCCACAAGGAAAGUCUGGAAGAAACAAAUCCAAGGAAGAUCAAGAAAAACCAGUUGAUUCUCCGAAAGUUGUGGCCAGAGGAAGGAGAAAUGCCAAAGUCGUCGAAAAUGAUAUUACCUCUGAUGUUGCACAAGAAAAAUCUGGAAGAAACAAAUCUAAAGAAGUUAUGGAAGAAACCGUCGAUUCGCCCAAAGUUGCAGUUAGGGGAAGGAGAAAUGCUGCCAAGAAAGUUGAAGAGGAGGCUGUUGUAGAGACUGUUAAUUCACCGAAAGUUCCUACGAGAGGAAGAAGAGCUGCUAAAAAGACCGACAAUGAUGUAGUAUCUGUUGAAUCUCCUAAACCCAAAGAAAAACGAAAUAGACGAGUUAAAAGCAUAGAAUCGACGGAAGAACUAUCUAAAGAUGUAGAUUCUCCAAAAAUCGAAACUAAGAAGAAGACAACCAAAAGUGCAAUAGCAGAAGAAAAAUUAGUACAAGAUUCGCCCAAGAGGACAAGAAGAAGGCCACGAGCUGGAGUAGCAGUUGAAAAUAUUCAGGAAGAAUUGCCAACAAGUAGUAAAGAAGAAAAUCCUGAUUCUCCUCGUAAAACUGAACCAACCACAAAAGGUAAAAGAGGAAGAGGGAAAAAAGAAGACGAAAUUAAAAAAGUAGAUACACAUGAGGCAGAAAAGGAAUCAGAACCAGCUAAUUCUCCAACCAAAACCGUAAUAGGUAAAAGGGGAAGAGGAAAAAAACAAGACGAAAUUAAAAAAGUAGAUACACAUGAAAUAGAAAAGGAAUCAGAACCAGCUAAUUCUCCAACCAAAACCAUAAAAGGUAAAGGGGGAAGAGGAAAAAAACAAGACGAAAUUAAAAACGUAGAUACACAUGAAACAGAAAAGGAAACACCUAAUUCACCAACCAAAACCAAAAAAGAUGCAGACACUGUAAAGUCCACACGAGGUAAGCGGAAGCAAAAAGAGGAAACAGAAGAUGUAAGUGAGGCUGUCGUUCCUGUUGCUAAAAGAUCUAAGAAAGGUACACCAGCAGAAGUUAAUACAGAUAAUGAAGAAAAAGAAAGUAGCACAACGACUAAACGAACAAGAAGAGGCAAGCAUGAAGUCGAAAAGGAAGACGAACCUGAAGUUGAAUCCAAAAGAAACAAAAAGGCUACCGAUGCAGAUCAGAAACAAUCCUCCAAACGGAAAGAUCAAGAAGUUGGGACAAAAAAAUCAAAGAGGGGCAAAGUUGAAGAAAUAGUAGUAGAAGAACCUCCCACUUCUGGCAGAAGCACGAGGGCUAGAGGUAAAAGAGUACAGUUCAUUGAUUAAGUUCAAACAGUGUUAUUUUGUAGUACAAGGAAAUUUAAAUCAUUUUUUAUAUUGUAUAUUAUUUUAGAUCUACAUUACUUACUAUUUAUAUUUAUAUAUUUCUAAUUAUAAAAUUAUAAGGUAGAGAUUCAUCUUUUA
This is a messenger RNA of Diabrotica virgifera virgifera (western corn rootworm), 10766 nucleotides long. RefSeq names its product proliferation marker protein Ki-67-like. Lineage: Eukaryota; Metazoa; Arthropoda; Insecta; Coleoptera; Chrysomelidae. The record is from RefSeq and is a predicted model, not a curated record. Gene Ontology annotation, molecular function: protein binding. Gene Ontology annotation, cellular component: chromosome; nucleus. The transcript has 10 exons. Gene Ontology annotation, biological process: regulation of mitotic nuclear division; regulation of chromosome segregation. Bases 162 to 10628 code for a protein of 3488 amino acids.